Molecule: messenger RNA, 1470 nt
Organism: Mercurialis annua (annual mercury)
Lineage: Eukaryota; Viridiplantae; Streptophyta; Magnoliopsida; Malpighiales; Euphorbiaceae
Exons: 3
Coding region: 1-1470 (489 amino acids)
Source: RefSeq, a predicted model, not a curated record
AUGGAUAGUAUUGCAGUUUUUGUUCAGUACAAUGGUUUUUGGAAUGAUAAGUUGAAAUACACAGAUUUUGCUGUUAAAGGACUUCUAAUUCCAACAGAUUGUAGCAUGCAACAUCUUGAAGAAUUACUGGCCAAACAGCUACAAAUAGAUUUAGAAGACACAAAUAUGCAAAUCAAGUAUCAGGUCAAAGAAGACUAUCCACCAAUAAUAAUACAAGAUGAUGAUGCUUUAAAUUUCUACUUUAAGAUGAAAGGAAAAUCAACAGAUCCAACACACUUUCCACUCUGCAUUGAAAUUGAACAAACAAUAAGAGAUCUAUCAUUGUAUGUAUCAUCGUCAAGAUCAACACACCAGAAUGUCAACAGAAAUUCAACAGUCUGUGAACUCCAAGAGAAUUCAACAAAUGUUGAUAAUUCUAAUUCAGUUUCAAAUAUAUUUCAGUAUGCAAUGGACAUGGGAAAUCUGUUAGAUGAGGAUCAAGAAGUGCAGAGUCCUUACAUAGAAAGUACGAUCAUUAAUGAAAUAAAGGCGACAGAAAUUGAAGAAGGUCAAAAAUACAAAGACAAGAACACACUAAAGACUAUACUAAGCAUUUACGCGAUCAACAAUCAUUUUCAGUUCAGAUCUUACAAGUCGUGCAAAAUUGAGUACAUAGCAAUAUGCAAUGAGCCUGGCUGUGAAUGGAAAUUGAGAGCGUCGAGAAAUAAAAAAUCAAGUGUAUUCAUUGUGCGAAAAUUUAACAAUGUACACACUUGCAAAGUUGGGGAAAGGAUGGCCGAUAAAAGGCAGGCAACAUAUGAUUUGGUUGGAAACUUCAUAAAGGAUAAGUACUCAAACUUCAAGACUGUUUACACGCCUGCCGAUAUUAUUAGAGAUAUGAAGAAGGAAUAUGGAGUCGAACUAAGCUACCAAACAGCAUGGAGAUCAAAAGAGAGGGGAUUAGAGCUCACGAGAGGACAUCCAGCUGAUUCAUACAAAUUGCUGCCUUCUUAUCUACACGCGCUGAAAACAACAAAUCCCGGGACUGUUGCUGAAUUGGAAACAAGAGAAGACAGAUUUCUUUACGUUUUCAUAUCCUUGAAUGCAUCAAUUAAAGGAUGGGGUUUUUGCAAGCCGAUAAUUGUAGUCGAUGGUACGUUCCUCAAAGCAGCUUAUGGAGGAACUCUUCUAACGGCAGCUACUCAAGAUGCAGCAAAUAAGAUUUUUCCUCUUGCAUUUUGUGUGGUAGAUUCUGAAAACGAUGCUUCGUGGGAGUGGUUUUUUAACAAACUUAGAGAAACAUUCGGCGUAAGGGAAGGAAUGUGCAUUAUCUCGGAUCGACAUGACAGUAUUAAAAAAGCAAUUGAAAACCAAGAUAUAGAAGAGCGAAAGGUGAAAUCAGAGAACAAUUUUUUGGGGCAGCCAAAGCUUACACGAUUGAGCAAUUUGAAAAACACAUGGCGGAACUUGACAAAUUUGACCCCAAAAUAA